CCUGCAAAUACUCAAGCCCCCACCCCACCCCCUCACUCCUCAUUUAUCAGCCCUUCCUGCUCUCCGAGCUCCAACAUCAAUGGCGGACAGCGGAGAAGUAGAAGAAGCUGGCUUCUGGUUGCCGGCCGAGUUCUUCGACGAUUUCGUCACAGGGAAAGACAACCUUCUUAACAACAAAGAAACCGACUCCGGCGACGGUCUCUGCUUCCCUGCCGACUUUCCGUACGAAUCGGAAACCCCCGCCUGCGCGCAUUUUGGGAAGCGGCAGGUGAUGUCGACUUCGCCGCAGUCCACGCUCCUCCACGGCGGGAUUGGGUCGUCGGUGAGGAGUGCCGGCGGUUCGAGUAACGGCAGCCCUGACGGCGUCUAUUCGCCUCCAACGACGCCGUUAGGUGCGGCGGAGUACGACGCUAUCGGAGACCUGAUUCAUCUCGCCGCCGGUCAGGUCGCAAAGCUCAAAUUGAACGGCGACGAUGGAGCCUUAGCUGCCCGGAGAAAUCCCAACCAACUUCCCGUAAAUUACGGUCAAUCUGCUUUCCAGAACAUUCACCAGCAGCAGCAAUACUACAUAAUGAAACAAGAGAAAGAGAAUGGGAGAGCGUGGUACCAAAGCCAAAUGACCCGAGGGGGCUGGGAUGUUGUACAAACCCAUACCCGUAUCCAUACCCACAACCCGACCCGAAUGGCUGCUGCGAAACGGGCAAGGUCUGGGACAGGGGUUUUCCUACCUCGUAACAACGACAACACCACCAGCAACGGCUUCUUUUCUUCUCGCAAAAAGACAGGUUCAACUUAUUUUCCAGAAAGAAACGCCACUGGAGAUCUUCUAAGCAACAAGUUCAAUGGGACCCUGGGAUUUGUUCAACCUCAAUUUCAACCUCCUCCACCUUAUAAUAAUAGUAAUAAUAAUAAUAAUAAUAAUAAUAAUCCUCCCAAGUUCUCCUACAACAGGGGCAGGGGCAGGGGCAGCUUCCUCUCCAACUAUGAAUUGGAUUUGUUCUUGGCUCGCCGCAAUGCUGCGCUGAUGAUCUUACAACAGCAGCGCCGACCGAGCUUUCAGUCGCCCUCUCCAAUGGCUGGUAUAUAUCUUCCUCAGGACUGGACUUACUGAUAUAUACAUAUACAUACAUACAUAUAUAUAUAAUUAUAUGUGUGUGUAGACAGGCUAGUUAGUUAGUUCACUUUUGCUAUGGUAAUGCCUCAAAUGGUUUGCAUCAAUGAGAAUUAUGUUGCUUAGUUAGAGGAUGAAAAUAACAUAAGGGAGGGAGGGGUGGGUGGCGGGAUUUGAAGAUAGAAAAUGUACUCUGUAUUAUUUGGUAGGGAAGUAGAAGGGAAUUGAUGAAUGUUGUUCAGUGAGGUGGGUGCAAAAAAAUCUUUGAUUCAAGAAGUGGGGUGGGGUUGGGUGGGGUGUUUGCUAGGUUUGAUGUGGGGGUAUUUUGGUAAAUUACAAUGGCCACAGAUGAGACAGGCUUGUGGUAAUGGUAGUAAUGGUGAAGACGGUGUGUUGAUGAGAAGUAUGAAUGUAAUAAGUAAGGGUAUGGUAGUUUUGUUCAUCAAUGGAAUGUAAUGUACAUACAACGUCAUCCUAUACUAGUAUUUAUUGUUGUUCCUAUUUUUAUAUAGUAGCAUUUAUUUUGUGUGCCCUUUACAUUGUGUGUUUG
Molecule: messenger RNA, 1661 nt
Organism: Andrographis paniculata
Lineage: Eukaryota; Viridiplantae; Streptophyta; Magnoliopsida; Lamiales; Acanthaceae
Exons: 5
Coding region: 80-1111 (343 amino acids)
Source: RefSeq, a predicted model, not a curated record